Messenger RNA from Drosophila albomicans, 9116 nucleotides. It is a transcript of the gene Rab3-GEF, whose product is annotated as MAP kinase-activating death domain protein. Gene Ontology annotation, molecular function: guanyl-nucleotide exchange factor activity. Gene Ontology annotation, cellular component: cytosol. Gene Ontology annotation, biological process: regulation of apoptotic process; regulation of Rab protein signal transduction. The record is from RefSeq and is a predicted model, not a curated record. The transcript is spliced from 23 exons. Bases 475 to 6831 code for a protein of 2118 amino acids. NCBI's taxonomy places the organism in Eukaryota, Metazoa, Arthropoda, Insecta, Diptera, Drosophilidae.
AAGCGCCAGCCAGCAUUAGUUUGCACUGAAGACGCCAGGUGGAGCCACCAGCUGCACUUUUUUUGUUUUUUGUUUUUUUCGCUGACCGUGGCAAGAACACAACAACAAAAAAAAAGAAACAGUAAAGUUAGAUUACAAAAAAACACAUAAAUAAUAAUAGCAAAGUUAAAUUAUUAAACAAGUAACAGUAAAUGUAACACAAAAAAAAAAACAAAUGUAAAGCAAUAACUACAAAUUGCUAAUCGCGUAUUUUUUGCGUGUGUGUGUGUGUGUUUGUGUGUGUGUGUGACGCGUGCUUUAAACAUUUUUUUGCGGCAAUGCAGCGCAACAAUUGUAAAUCGAAAAUGUUGACGCAUUGAGCCAACAACAACAACAACAACAACAACUUAAUAGUCGAAAGCAAUAGAAGAAGAAGAAGCUACAGCGACACAACUACAACUCAAAGCGACAAUCUAAGGAUCAAGGAUCAGGAUCAUGUCGGACCAGCAGCGUGCCUCGCUCUGUCCUCGCCUCGUCGACUACAUGGCCAUUGUGGGCGCCCACACAACGCCGCCAAUGCCCAAGGGCAAUCAGGGCAGCAAAGCGCCGCCGGUGCAGGUUCCCGAUCUGUUGCGUCGCUAUCCGCCGUCGGAUCAUGCUGACUUUCCGCUGCCCCUCGAUAUGGUUUACUUUUGCCAGCCAGAGGGAUGCACCAGCGUUGGACCACGACGCACUGGCUCCGCCAUACGGGACAUGACCUCGUUUGUGUUCGCGCUGACGGACAAGGAUUCGGGGAAGACACGCUACGGCAUCUGUGUGAAUUUCUAUCGACCCAUCGAACGUCCCAGUUCGGUGUCCGGUUGCGGUGCCGCAUCUGGUGCGGAACGUGCCGGAAACGGACAUGGCGGCCACGGUGGUCAUGGCGGGGGAGGCAGCGGUGCCAGGGGACGACGCUCGUCCGCCUUCAGGCGCGAAUCGUGGCGCAAGAGCAUGGAACGCAGCUCGGACUCAGCAUUCAGCAGCGACUACAGAAGUAACGUCGCGCCCAGCGAUUCGGAUCGUGAACUGACCUCGCGUCGCGACUCCGAUCAGCAGCGUCUCCACUCGCAUCAUCAUCAGCAGCAACAGCAGCAGCAACAACAACAGCAGCAGCAGCAGCAGCAGCAUCCACAAUCGGUGCCCCGAUUGGGUUUAAUGGCGCCAUCAGCCGAUUCAGAAUCGGGUGGCAGCCAUUCGCCAUCGCCGCGAGCGUCGAGGAAACGCACCAAGCUGCGCAAUCAAUCGUUGACCUCGCUGUGCAUCAUCUCGCAUCAUCCGUUCUUUACCACGUUCCGCGAGUGCCUCUUCAUACUGAAGAAACUGAUCGAUGCCUGCAACGAAUCGUCGUCACCGAAGCGAGUCGGCGCAUCGCAGAAAAUCAAUCGGGAUAACGUUUGGACGGUGCUGGCUGGUCAUGCCAGCGAGGCGACGCCCUCCAUCGUCCUCCACGAUGUGCGCGAGAUCGAGACCUGGAUCCUCCGUCUGCUCUCCACGCCGGUGCCGGUGCCGGGCUCCACGCGUGUCGAGGUGGAGGUGCUGUCGCCCACUGUGCAUGAACCUUUGCUCUUUGCAUUGCCGGAUCAUACGCGAUUCUCGCUGGUUGAUUUCCCGUUGCAUUUGCCGCUCGAGCUGCUGGGCGUGGAGACCUGCCUGAAGGUCUGGACAUUGAUAAUACUGGAGAACAAGGUGUUGUUUCAAUCACGCGACUACAAUGCGCUCUCCAUGUCCGUGAUGGCAUUCGUGACGAUGCUGUAUCCCUUGGAGUACAUGUUCCCGGUGAUACCGUUGCUCCCCACAUGUCUCAGUUGUGCCGAGCAGCUGCUGUUGGCGCCCACGCCCUUUGUCAUCGGUGUGCCCGCCUCCUUUCUCAUCUACAAAAAGAACUUUAGGUUACCCGAUGACAUUUGGGUGGUGGACUUGGAUUCGACAAAGCUAACACCUCCAACGGGGGGCUACGAUGAGAUUCCGCCGCUGCCCGAACCCGAGGGCACCAUACUAAAGAAUCACUUGAAACAGGCUAUGCUACUUAUGGAUGAAGCUGGACUUGGUGCAUUAACCUCGAUGACGGCCACUAAUCAGGCUGUGUCCUCGCAACAACUACUGCCCUCGGUACGCGACAGUCUCCAGGAGCCGCCGCUAUUGGGGGUAUCCCAAGUGCGUUUACCUUUGCAAACGCCGCCACAUUCGGCGCAGGCGAGUCAAAGGAAUUCGGUAUCCGCACAGGGCGCUCUGAUGUCCCGCCAGCCAAGUCCGAUGAAUUCACCGGCCCUCAAUCCCUUUGUGUAUGGCACCGAUGUCGAUUCCGUGGAUGUGGCCACACGGGUGGCCAUGGUGCGUUUCUUCAACGCACAGAAUACGUUGGCCAAUUUCGCCGAACAUACGCGCACUUUGCGUUUGUAUCCGCGUCCCGUGGUCGCCUUUCAGAUCAACAGUUUUCUGCGCUCGCGUCCGCGUGCCUCGAUGUUCCUCAAUCAGUUUGCACGCACCCAAGCGGUGGAGUUCCUUGCGGAGUGGUCGCUGACACCGACAAAUGUGGCGUUCUUGCGCGUCCAGACGGGCGUCAUGGAUCCCAUGCAGGUGGGCGAUAAGCCCAAAUGGUUUGCUCACAGCCUGACGCCCAUUCGGUUUUCGGUGUGGGACGAUGGCAGCUCGUUGAAUGGCGCCUUGCGUUCCCUCAAGCAGCUCGAGUGCCAGCCCACCGAUGAGAGCGGCUCCGAUUCGGAGGGCGCCGACAGCAGCAGCUCCUCGUACAGUUCGCUAAGUGAUUUUGUCUCCGAGAUGGCAUCGUCGGAUCUGUCGCCCAGUUUGCAUGAUGUUUUCGGCUCGUACAAUCGACCACAUGUGGUGCCACAAACGUUAUCCUCGAAUCUGGAUCCCGCCCUGGUCUAUCAUCCGCCCAGUAAACUGCAAUAUCCCGAGGGUUUGGCCGGAGCGGCGAGUCAAAAAGAAGACGAGGAACGUGCCGAUUCGCCGGUGUCAUCGUCGUCGAGUCGCUCGGACUUGAGUUCGCCCAGCUUCAAUCGGGAUUCGGAAUUUGAUUUUCAGCCCAAGGGCGGACAACAAGCGACACCGGCGCCAUUUGAGCUGGCAACGCCGUUGGCCAUGCGACUGGAGGCGACCAUCAAGAUGGCCAGCAUCGAGGCGGAAUCGGACACCACAUCGACGGUCACCGGGAAGAGCAUUGCGAGCAACAAAUUGCAGCGCAACACCAGCGAUUUGGAGCGCACCGAGAAGAAGAUACCACCGCCUUUAACGCCGCCCGUCAAGCAGCCGGGUGUGAGCAACAUUUUGGCACGCACCGGAAGCUCAGGUUCAAGUUCCAGCAGUCCGGGACGCCAGAGUUCCCAGAGCUCGCUCUUUGAGAACUUUGCCUCGCAUGCCAAGGAGCUGGUGCGCGAAACAACACGCCAGAGCAGUCAGGAGGGUUUACUUGCCCACGUGGACAAGCAUGCACUGGACGAAGAUCUCGACGACAAAAUGCGUCACACCUUUGAAAAGUUCACGCUGCAUGCCAAGAAGGCGGCUGGGGAGGCGUCCAAGCAGGCGCUGGAGGUGUCCAAACAGGCGGCGGGUGUUAGCAAGAACACUCUGGAGGAUCUCACGUAUGUGGGCAAAUCAACGUUGGGUGAUCUCACCAAGACCGCCAAAGAGGCGGCCACCAAAAAGGGCAUCAUCAAGAUCGAGGAGCAUGGCGGAGUAGCGCCAGGCGUUGGCGUCGGUGUCAGCAACAAUCCGGUGAACACGGCUGCCAAUUCUCAGUUGGCCACACAGAAGCAGGUGCAACAAAGUGGCGGCAGCGGCGGUGGUGGCAAUAAUUUCUUUAGCUCCAUUGGCAGCGAUUUCAAUGGUUUGGCUUCCUCGACCACCACCAUGUUCUCGGGCAUGUUUGGCAAAAAGAACCAACAAAAGCAGGCAGCGGUGCAGCACAAACCGACGAAUGUGACACCGGCCAAGAACAAGACGGGGAUCAAUUUUGAUCCGUUCCCGGGUCGCAAGGGACUCGUGGAGCGCACACCGUUGAUCAAGCACGCGGGACCCCGACAAACGCAGGAAGAGUUGACGCGCCAACAGAAUCAGGAGCGUUCGCACAGCAAUGCCGAGAAUCAGGCGUUCCUCAAGGAUGUGACUAAUCAGGUGCUCGCAGGCGAAGGUGUCGGCUGGUUGAAGCUCAAUCGGUUCAAGAAACUCAUGGAGGAUGAAUCGUAUCGCACGUUGGUGUUGAGCAAGCUCAACAAGACGCUCGACAAGAAGAUUGCACCCGACGAUCACAUUGACGAUGUGUGCGUCACGAAACCCGUGUGGAAGGGCAUGCUCAAGUGUGUGCAAGCAAUUGCCGCUGGCUUGGAUGUGACGUUCAGCAACUUUGGUCUCGGCGGCAUGGCUUCGGUGUUCCAGCUAAUGGAGGUGGCGCAUACGCAUUACUGGAGCAAAGAGAUCACCGAUGGCAGCGACAUGUCCUCCAGUCUGCUGUCGAGUCAUGCGGCCAGUCCGAUGGGCAGUCGGGAGAAUCUGCGUUCCCCGAGCAGUCCGAACGGUUCGCAUUCGGGUCUGGGCAGCGAAUGGGCAUCGCCGCAAGAGUCCCGAAAGAGUUCCACGCACACAGCGUUGCCCGCUUCGACGGCGGCGUCGCGUCGCUUGUCAUCGACGGACAGUCAGGAUGGUCAGUCGACGACGGAGAUGUUCAAGGAUAUGUUGUCGCAGAAGAGAAGUGCCUUGAAGAACAUGCUCACCUCGUUCGAUUCGGAUGCUGCUGGCUCUACGGGCGCGCUCUCCGUGGUCAGCGAUCUGCUUCCCGCUGGCAGUCUAAGCGUUCGCAUGCCCUCCAGCUGCCGUUCCACAGUCUCAGACACCGAAUACGAAAAUACAACCACAUCGAAAGAUUCGAAACGGAGCAGCGGUAACCUUUGGUCCGGCAAGUCAACGCUUAGCGCCGGCUUUCGUUAUACGGGCGGACAUUUGAUCAACACUUCGUCUUCCCCAUCGCCAGAUAGUCCGCGGGUUUAUCUAUUCGAGGGACUGCUGGGCAAGGAUCGUUUGAAUCUCUGGAAUCAAAUGCAGUUCUGGGAGGAUGCCUUCUUGGAUGCGGUCAGCCAGGAGCGUGAUAUGAUUGGCAUGGAUCAGGGUCCCAUUGAGAUGAUGGAACGUUACAAGUCGCUGAGCGAAUCGGAGCGUAAGCGACUGGAACAUGACGAGGAUCGACUGUUGAGCACUAUGCUCUACAAUCUGACUGCGAUUUUAGUAAUGCUGAAUGUGACCAAGGAUGAGAUACGUCGCAAGAUCCGACGUUUGCUGGGCAAAAGUCACAUUGGACUUGUCUACUCGCAGGAAGUGCACAAUGUGGUCGAUCAGAUCAACAAUCUGAAUGGCAAUGACAUCGACCUGAAGCCGCUGGGAUCACGGCUGUUGCAUCGCCAGAGUUUCACUGUUCAUCAGGGCACCGAUGUGAAUGGACCGCUGCGUUUCAUGGAAGUGCGCGACGAUGGUCUCGUCUUGCGUUCCGUUGAUGGUACAAUUGUGGAACGUUGGUGGUAUGAGCGACUGGUGAACAUGACUUACUCGCCAAAGACCAAGCUGCUUUGCCUUUGGCGUCGCAAUGGCGGACAGACUCAGCUGCACAAAUAUUACACACGAAAGUGCAAGGAGCUGUACAAUUGCAUUAAGGAGGCCAUGGAGCGUGGUGGCACGCCCACAAAUGUACCCGAAUUGGGCGGUGAGUUUCCCGUGCAGGAUAUGAAUACGGGCGAGGGAGGUUUACUGCAGGUCUGUCUUGAGGGUGUCGGUUUGUUGUUCUCCAACAGCAAGGAUUUCGAGUUCUUUGUGCGUUUGGAUCACAUACGCAAAUGUUUUACACAAAAAGGUGGAAUUUUCGUCCUGGAGGAAUACAAUCCCAAGACACGCAAUCUCAUACAGCGCAAAUAUCAAUCGAGCAUGUCGGAUCAGAUAUGUUACUCGGUGCUGUGCGUCUUCAGCUACGUCGCCGCUGGACAGGAUCAAAAGAAGAAUCCCGUGGUGAUAACACCACAAAUUCAGGACAUACACGCCCAGCAGAAGCAGAAGCAUCAACAGAAGGCCGCAGUUGUUGCCACUUCUACUACCACCACAACAGCAACAGCAACAGCAGCAACUACAGCGUCUGCAACUGCUUCAACAGCUGCCCCAUCACGAGGGGGCACGAUCACCAUACGCCACACGAUGCCCAUGCAGAAGCCGACCAUCACGAUGUCGACGGUGCAACCGCAAGCCAAGUUGCCACCUUCAACCACCACCGUUGUGACAACAACAACAACAACAUCGCAUGGACAUCUGCCGCAGUUGCCGCCACGAGUCCCAUCGCAGCCAUCGACGGAGAGUCUGGCGAGCAUCAGUUCGCCGCCGCCAAAGCAACGCGUUGCCCCGCCACCGGGACCACCGCCAGCGAUACCGCCACGGACCGGAGCGAUAGCGCGCAGCGGUUCGGUGCAGGUGCAGCAGGCAGCAACAGCAACUCGUUCGUUUGUGCGUCAGGCGUCGGCGAACUCGACGCCGCCACAAUACAUGCCACAGCCGCCGCCGCCCUUUGUCAUACCCAAGCGUCUGGCACGCGCCUCAACGCUGACAGCAGCAUCGUCAUCAACAUCACAUCAUCAUCAUCAUCUUCAGCAGCAACAAUCGUUGGUUCAGCAGCAGCAACAACAGCAGCUGCAACAGCAAUCGCAUGCACAGCAGCGCGCCAGCUACGGCAGCGUCGCCGCUGCGCUGCAGUCAAUGCCUGAGGGCGUCGUUAGUCCCAGCCAUGUUGCAGGGGCAUCGCCUCAGGCCCAUCGCAAGCACUGACGAAGGAGUUCCUUCUUUAAGUUCAGUUCAGGCGCUGGCUCAGCAGCUGUUGCUGGUGCGGACGUCGGUGGAGGAGGAGGAGGUGCUAAGAGCGGUGGCGGAGGUGGCAGCGGUGGAGGAGGAGUUGGAGGAGGCGGUGGCCCAACGGGCGAAGAACCGCAUCCACAGCCGCAUCACAGACGCGAUGUCUGUCGCACCAUUUGCAUACCCUGGCUGUAACUUCGGUGGCAAUCGAAGCUUUCAUAUCCUUGCAGUGCAUAGUUGCGCGUUUUUUCUCUAGGUAGCCUUAGAUCAAUGUUCGGUUUGCGUUGUGUUCCUAAGCAGCUAAACAUAUAAGAAAUCUAAACAAGCAAACAACAACAAAUAACAAAAGCUUUAUGAUAAGAAACGUUCGUCCGGUAAAAAUAUGGAAGCCUUCGCAAUUCUUGAUUAGCCCUCUUGAACACUUACUAAAUUCAGUUUCUGUUAUUGUUCCUAAAAACCAACAGCAGGCUAAAUGAAAGAGAGGAAGCUUUGGAUAGAUUAAGCUCAAAAGCUGUUUAACAUAAAAGAGAAAGUCAGAGAGAAAUAGAGAGGGAGUGGCAAAGCUUUACUGUGCUUUGUAUUUGUAAGAAGCUUAAAUGAGAUUUACAGUUGUGCAAAGCUUAAGCGAACUUUGUAGCUGUUAGAAGCUUCAAUGAGCUUUGUGUUUGUAAGAAGCUUCAAUGAGCUUUGUGUUUGUAAGAAGCUUUAAUGAGCUUUGUGUUUAAAGUGUAUAUAAUAAACGAAAGUUGCAAUGAGCUUAGCUUUAGAUUUCCAAAGAAUUUAACACAAGUCGGCUAAGCUUUAGCUAAAUGAAAAUGAGACAGCUUUAUAGUUUUUACGAACCCAAGCAGAAAUCCCCGCGUGUUACAUAGCUACAUUCAUAUACAUAUGUACACAGAAAGAAAAAAAGUGCUAGAAUCAAGAUCUGCAAUCUACUUUUCUAUUUGGAAUAAGGCAUUUUUGAAUCAAGAUUUCAAUCUUAAAAUAAGAUGUUUGUAAUCUUAAAAUGCAAAUGUACCACAAACAUUUUUUCAACCCAAAAAAUCUAAUUUCAAGAUUGUUCUUUUAAAGAUUGAAAAUAUCGUAUAUAAAGAUUUUUUCAAUCUGCACUUUUUUUCUCUCUGUGUACAAAGCAGCUUUCAGUGCUAAGAAGUAUAACAAAAUAAAGCUUUUCCCUCGCUUGUUCCUAUGGCAGCUGUUGUUGCUUAAGUCUGUCAAUCUGUUAGCUACGAUUAUGAACUAUAACGAUAAACAAUGUGUUAUUUGAAUGUAUGUGCUUGAGACACUAUAAUAAAUAGAAUACAACAAAAUAGUAAACUUUAUUGUUAUGCUGCAAGGGUAUCAGAGAGUCGACUCUACACUUCAACAUAUUAUAGUAGAGUGUGCUCUCUCAUCAAGUUCUCCAUACCAAAAUAUCUAUAUAUUAUAUAUACUAAAUAUGCUAUAUAUGUAAUACAAUAUUUAGCCGCAUCAUAUCAAUAACAGUCGACAUGCUUAUAAUGAGAAAACCGAGAGAGAGAAGAGAGAGGGAGAACUGUGUGUAUAUAAUUACAAUAUAUAUAUAGAAGGGGAGAAAGAGGAGAAUAAGGAGGGGAAGAGGCGAUCGGGCCUUGACCGUAAUGGGCACAAAAUACCUAAAGGAAAUUGAAGGCAAUCUAGUUAGGGAAAUGUAACAUACCAAUAAAAAAACAUAAACGAUACACACACACACAUAAAACUAUUCAAUGAACACGUAUUGUAAAGGAAUUUAUCUAGUUGUUAAAAAUCGACAUACAUCUAUACUAUAUACGAUACGAUAUACAUAUAACAUAUAUACCUAUACUUACGAUCUAUAAAUGAUAAUAACCAGUUGGGCUAGCUUAAGGAAUUGUCAGGGAACACAACACAACUACAACAACAACAAACAAACAACAAGAACAACAAGAAGGAAAACAUAACACAAGAAACAACAAACAAACAAAGAAACAAACCAGCCAACAGAAUCGGAGUUGGGAGAGCAAUAUGUAUGUAUGAUCAGCCUAAGUAUUUUUAAUCGCGAACUCUAAUCAUGCUAUAGCAUACAUACUAUAUAUGUACGAUAUAUAUAUUUUUGUUGUUAAAACCAGAUACAGUUGUUGGCUUUAGAUGUUAAACUCAAGAGAACAAUAUUACGCUAUCUACAAUACAAUACGACAACACUAUAUUAUAUAUACAACAUACAUUAUACGAUCCAAUGCAUAAUUAUAAUAAAUAUAAAUUGUAUUUUCCAUAGUUCAAAAGUG